This is a messenger RNA of Penicillium diatomitis, 672 nucleotides long. Its product is annotated as RNA-binding protein. NCBI's taxonomy places the organism in Eukaryota, Fungi, Ascomycota, Eurotiomycetes, Eurotiales, Aspergillaceae. The transcript is spliced from 5 exons. Gene Ontology annotation, molecular function: RNA binding. Bases 1 to 672 code for a protein of 223 amino acids. Gene Ontology annotation, biological process: mRNA splicing, via spliceosome. The record is from RefSeq and is a predicted model, not a curated record. Gene Ontology annotation, cellular component: nuclear speck.
AUGUCUCGAUCAGGCACCACUCUGUAUGUCACUGGCUUCGGCCAUGGCACCCGCGCCCGCGAUCUUGCCUACGAAUUCGAACGUUACGGUCGCCUUGUGCGCUGCGAUAUCCCUGCGCCCCGUACACCUUCAAGCCGACUCUUCGCAUUCGUGGAAUAUGAAAGCCGUCGUGAUGCUGACGAUGCCUAUCACGAGAUGCAUAACAAGCGGAUUGGGCGUGAUGACCUUUUAAAGAUCGAAUGGGCGCGAACUCCUCCUUCAGCUUCGUGGCGAUUCGAUUCUGGCCGGGACCGUCGUCGUGACCGCACUCCUCCCCGCCGUGGGCGUUCUCCUUCCCCUCGCCGCAGCCGCGCCGAAUACUCUCCCCGACGUGAUGACCGUUACGAACGGGAUCAUGAUCGCGCCGACCGUGACCAUGACCGUCGGGACCGGGAUCGCGACAACGAGCGUCGGGAUCGCGAUGACCGCCGUGAUCGCGAGCGUGAGCGCUCUCGUGAUCGCUCCCGCAGCCCUGAAGACCGGGACCGCGAUGUCAAGGAGGAUCGUGAGCGACGCGAAGAUGACCGUGAGCGUCGGGAGGAGGAACACGACGCUAUUCCCAAUGGCGAUGACAGGAAAGUACCCCUGGACCCCGUUCCUUCUGCUCAUGAUGAGCUCGACACUGCUGAGUAG